Messenger RNA from Phyllostomus hastatus (greater spear-nosed bat), 3256 nucleotides. RefSeq names its product inhibin subunit beta B (gene INHBB). The transcript is spliced from 2 exons. The record is from RefSeq and is a predicted model, not a curated record. Gene Ontology annotation, biological process: SMAD protein signal transduction; BMP signaling pathway. Bases 100 to 1329 code for a protein of 409 amino acids. Gene Ontology annotation, cellular component: extracellular region. Gene Ontology annotation, molecular function: cytokine activity; growth factor activity. Lineage: Eukaryota; Metazoa; Chordata; Mammalia; Chiroptera; Phyllostomidae.
CGGGGGCGGGGAGGGGCGGCGCGCCCAGAGCCCGGAGCCCGGCCCUGCGCUCCGCUCGGCUCGCCUCGCGGCGGGCGCCCUCGUCGCCAGCGGCGCACCAUGGACGGGCUGCCCGGUCGGGCGCUGAGGGCCGCCUGCCUUUUGCUGUUGGCAGCCGGCUGGCUGGGGCUGGGGCCGGAGGCCUGGGGCUCGCCCACGCCCCCGCCAUCCCCCGCCGCGCCGCCGCCGCCCCCGCCGCCCGGAGCUCCAGGCGACUCGCAGGACACCUGCACGUCGUGCGGAGGCUUCCGGCGGCCCGAGGAGCUGGGCCGGGUGGACGGCGACUUCCUGGAGGCGGUGAAGCGGCACAUCUUGAGCCGCCUGCAGAUGCGAGGCCGGCCCAACAUCACCCACGCUGUGCCCAAGGCCGCCAUGGUCACGGCUCUGCGAAAGCUGCACGCUGGCAAGGUGCGCGAGGACGGCCGUGUGGAGAUCCCGCACCUCGACGGCCAUGCCAGCCCGGGCGCCGACGGCCAGGAUCGCAUCUCCGAGAUCAUCAGCUUUGCGGAGACAGAUGGCCUCGCCUCCUCCCGUGUCCGCCUCUACUUUUUCAUCUCCAAUGAAGGCAACCAGAACCUGUUUGUGGUACAGGCCAGCCUGUGGCUUUACCUGAAGCUGCUGCCUUAUGUUCUGGAGAAGGGCAGUCGGCGGAAGGUUCGGGUCAAGGUGUACUACCAGGAGCAGGGGCAUGGAGAUCGGUGGAAUGUAGUAGAGAAGAAGGUGGACCUCAAACGCAGUGGCUGGCACACGUUCCCGCUCACAGAGGCCAUCCAGGCUUUGUUUGAGCGGGGGGAGAGGCGACUCAACCUGGACGUGCAGUGUGACAGCUGCCAGGAGCUGGCUGUGGUGCCCGUGUUCGUGGACCCUGGUGAGGAGUCGCACCGGCCCUUUGUGGUUGUGCAGGCGCGGCUGGGUGACAGUAGGCACCGCAUUCGCAAGCGGGGUCUGGAGUGUGAUGGCCGGACCAAUCUCUGUUGCAGGCAACAGUUCUUCAUUGACUUCCGCCUCAUCGGCUGGAAUGACUGGAUCAUCGCACCCACCGGCUACUAUGGGAACUACUGUGAGGGCAGCUGCCCGGCUUACCUAGCUGGGGUCCCAGGCUCAGCCUCUUCCUUUCACACAGCUGUGGUGAAUCAGUACCGCAUGCGGGGGCUGAAUCCUGGCACGGUGAACUCCUGCUGCAUCCCCACUAAACUGAGCACCAUGUCCAUGCUUUACUUUGAUGACGAGUACAACAUUGUCAAGCGGGACGUGCCCAACAUGAUUGUGGAGGAAUGUGGCUGUGCCUGAUGCAGCAGGGCUGUGGUGGUGGGGCGUCAGGACAGUCCUGGAUGGGCUUUCUUGCAGCCCCUGUGGGAAGUGGGUGUGUGGCGGGCUGAGUGCUGUUGUUCGUUUGGGCUGCCCAGAAGGUGCCAGGGUGAAGCCUGAAAUAUUUUUCUACUACUUUAUCCAGCAAUCAGUCAAAAGCAGAGCAAGAACCCUCAACUGACAUGAAAAACUUUAAAAUGCACACGUAGACACGCACAGCCAGACGCAUCCUGCCACCCACACAGCAGCCUCCAGGAUACCAGCAAAUGGAUGCAGUGACAAAUGGCAGCUUAGCUACAAAUGCCUGUCAGUUAGAGAGAAUGGGGUGAGCAGCCACCAUUCCCACCAGCUGGCCUGGCCACUCUGAAUCACGCCUUCGGAGCACACAUAAAAGCACAAAGACAGACAAACACACAGAGUGAGCGUGCACCGGAGCCACUGAGAGGAAAGCAGAUGCGGGGGUGGGGAGUGUGUGGGCAGGCUGAGGGCUGUGUGGCGCCCUUUGCUUGUGCAAGGCCUGCUGUGCUUCAGCAUCUCCUCGCUCAAACCUGUUGGCAUCUUCCCCUGCCUGGAUCCUUUGUGCUGUGGGACCAGGGGAGCCUGUCCUUUCUCUCCCAGAGAGGGAAGGCAUCCAUAAAGUGCACGACCUGCCAGAGUCUGUGGAGCAGUGACAGUGACCUUUUGACUGUGGCUUUGGCCCUUGGCGUGACUUAUAUGUGUGUUUAUUUUUGGAGUGGGGAGGGAGGGAGAGGAGAAGGGUCUUAAUUUGAUGCUUUAACUGAUUGCUAGCAGUUGACAGGUUAUUCAUUCCAGUUGCAUUAAUUGAAAAGGGACUUUUCUACCAGGUAGGACUUUGUAAGUUAAAAUCUGGAUUGUUUUAAAUGGAAAGAAGAAAAAGUUGCAAUCUGUUUCCUCUAGGACUGGUUGGAGAGGAGUGGAAAUGACCCCUAGGGCAAAGGGACAACAAGCCCACAGGAGGAAAUGGUGGAGUGGAGGCUUUCUGGAAAUUCUGGGUGGUAGGGGGAGACAGGGUGCCCCUUCAGCAGGGGGCAAGGGAGAGGAGCAGUUUAGCUGCUCUUGGAGAGAUGGGGAAGGCUUUUGGCUGCUUUGCAGAAGUUGCCAGGGCGCGUGGGCCCUGGUCCCCAGGGCUGGCCAUGGACCUGGUCCCCAUCCGCUCGCCCGCCCACCUGCCCGCCAGCCAGCCCCUCCUAGCACUUGCAGACCUGCCCAAACGCACAUGAUAUAGCACUUGCCCAUCUGUGUGUGUCAGAAGUGGCCACUGGCAGAGCAUUGAACUUGCUCACCCUGAGGUGUCCAAGUGCCAUGUGAACUAUGCAAUUUAAAGGGUUGACCCACACUAGACAAAACUGGACUUGUACGACUCUUUUUAUAUUUUUAUACUUGAAGUGAAAUCCUUUGCUUCUUUUUAAAGCGAAUGAUUGCUUUUAAUGUUUGCACUGAUUUAGUUGCAUGAUUAGUCAGAAACUGCCAUUUGAAAAAAGAAGUUAUUUUUAUAGCAGCAAAAAAAAUACAGUUAAAUGUAUUAUACAUAAUUUUGGAACCAAAGAGGCCAACAGAUCAGUUUUAAUUUUUAUUAGAUGGUGAGGCCAUCUUAUAUGAGGUAGACGCUCUGAACAAUCCCUUGAGUGGCCUGCCAGUGUUUCAGGGUAUAAAUGGAUUUUCUUUAUUCAGUUUGAUGAGUCUUUUCUAUUCUCACACACCCAGACGGUAGAGUAAAAAUGACUGGUAGAAUGCAGGUGUGUAUCCUUCGAUCCCCAUGUUUGUGUUUAUUUAAUAAAGCUCCCUUUAGGUUCUGUUUCAUAAUAAUUUAAAACCAAACGAUUUUCCCAUAGACUUGCUGUUAAAGUAUUUUACAUUUGUGUACAGUUUAAGAAAAUAAAAGAUUGAG